Eutrema salsugineum is the source of this 1730-nucleotide messenger RNA. RefSeq names its product stearoyl-[acyl-carrier-protein] 9-desaturase 5, chloroplastic. Gene Ontology annotation, cellular component: chloroplast stroma. Gene Ontology annotation, molecular function: stearoyl-[ACP] desaturase activity. The coding region runs from base 181 to 1371 and encodes 396 amino acids. The transcript is spliced from 4 exons. The record is from RefSeq and is a predicted model, not a curated record. Gene Ontology annotation, biological process: fatty acid metabolic process. NCBI's taxonomy places the organism in Eukaryota, Viridiplantae, Streptophyta, Magnoliopsida, Brassicales, Brassicaceae.
GUGUCAAUGGCUCGAUCAUCACGCCCAAAGUUUUUGUUCUCCUCUCGUUAAAACCUUCACAUUUGUCACAGUACCUUCCUUGUUUUGUUUUUUCUCUCUUUCUCUGGGAUUCGUUUUUGUUAUUUAAACACUUGCAUCAUCUUCGAUCGAUUGAGUUUAUCAGAGAAGAAACUAGAGAAAAUGGCUAUGGCUUCGGAUCGGAUCGUCGUUUCCCCUUCUUCUUACGUUUAUCGUCCUUCUCAAGCUCGGGGAUCCAGAUCUUCCAGAGUUUCCAUGGCUUCUACGAUUCGCUCUGAUACUACGGAAGUUACGAAUGGAAAGAAACUGUAUAUCCCUCCUCGUGAGGUGCAUGUCCAAGUGAAGCAUUCUAUGCCACCACAAAAGUUGGAGAUCUUUAAGUCCUUGGAAGGAUGGGCUGAUGAAACACUCUUGCCUUAUUUAAAACCUGUUGAGAAAUCGUGGCAGCCGACCGAUUUUCUACCAGAAGCUGAGUCAGAAGGAUUCUAUGACCAAGUCAAGGAGUUAAGGGAAAGGUGUAAGGAACUUCCCGAUGACUAUUUUGUGGUGCUUGUUGGGGAUAUGAUCACAGAAGAGGCACUUCCAACCUACCAGACAAUGUUGAACACCUUGGAUGGAGUUAGGGAUGAGACAGGAGCAAGUCCUACUCCUUGGGCGAUAUGGACGAGAGCUUGGACUGCUGAAGAGAACAGGCAUGGAGAUCUUCUUAACAAGUAUCUUUAUUUGUCUGGUCGAGUAGACAUGAGGCAGAUUGAAAAGACAAUUCAGUACCUGAUUGGUUCUGGAAUGGAUCCGAAAACUGAAAACAACCCUUACUUGGGUUUCAUCUACACUUCCUUUCAAGAAAGAGCUACCUUCAUUUCCCAUGGAAACACUGCCAGACUGGCGAAAGGUCGUGGAGAUUUGAAACUUGCGCAGAUAUGCGGGACCAUUGCUGCUGAUGAGAAGCGCCAUGAGACUGCUUACACCAAGAUUGUGGAGAAGCUCUUUGAAAUUGACCCUGAUGGCACGAUCUUGGGAUUGGCUGAUAUGAUGAAGAAAAAGAUCUCAAUGCCUGCUCAUUUAAUGUAUGAUGGGCAAGAUGAUAACCUGUUUGAGCACUUCUCAACCGUUGCCCAGAGGCUCGGCGUUUACACUGCCAAGGACUAUGCUGAUAUUCUGGAGUUUCUUGUUGAACGGUGGAACGUUGAGACUUUGUCAGGCCUUUCUAGUGAAGGACACAGGGCCCAGGACUUUGUCUGUGGACUACCUGCGAGAAUCCGCAGAAUUGAAGAGAGAGCUCAAGGGAGAGCUAAAGAAGCAGCCAAAAACAUACCAUUCAGCUGGAUUUUUGGUCGAGAGAUCAGGGCUUAAGUAAACAAUUCUGCUGUUUCAAAUUAUCCAAAGUAAGCCAUAAAGUUCUUCACCAACAUCUCACCGAUGACGGACCAGUUCUAAGACCACGAAAGUUCAUUUGAAUUUGUUUUGUUUUAUACGGAACAUUGUAGAUAAAGUUAUGUGGUUAGGUUAUGUUUCAUGUUUGAAUCAGUCAAAGACCAAAAACAGCUGUUUGAGUGUUCGUCGUAGUGAUAAUGUCUGGUUACCUAGAACAAGACUUUAAAGUUUGCUUUUCGUUUUUGAUUAUCUUUUUUUUUGUUGUUGUUGUAUCAGUACUAAAUAAUGUCCUCUCAUAAGUAAAUAAAUGGUCGGUAAAACUCAACCAUUUUCUCUCU